AUGUCUGAAGUUCACGGUUUACGUAAUGAAUUCACGGCAACGCUGUUAAAUUCGGGCAACGUUCUUGCUGCUGGUGGUCUCGCAGAAGGCACUUAUCUUGCUAGUUGUGAAAUAUAUGAUCCAUCAACAGGCCAAUGGAACUCUACUGCAAGCAUGGCAGCAGCACGUGUCUAUCACACUGCAACCCUGUUAAGUUCGGGCAAAGUUCUUGCUGCUGGUGGUGUCAUAACAGGCACUUAUCUUGCUAGUUGUGAAAUAUAUGAUCCAUCAACAGGCCACUGGAACGCUACUGCAAGCAUGGCAGUGGCACGUUAUAUUCACACUGCAACCUUGUUAAGUUCGGGCAAAGUUCUUGCUGCUGGUGGUCUCGCAGCAGGCACUGCUAUUGCUAGUUGUGAAAUAUAUGAUCCAUCGACAGGCCACUGGAACGCUACUGCAAGCAUGGCAGCGGCACGUUAUGGUCACACUGCAACCUUGUUAAGUUCGGGUAAAGUUCUUGUCACUGGUGGUAGACCAUCUUCCGGUUACCUUGCUACUUGUGAAAUAUAUGAUCCAUCAACAGGCCAAUGGAACUCUACUGCAAACAUGGAAGUGGCACGUUAUGAUCACACUGCAACCCUGUUAAAUUCGAACAAAGUUCUUGUCACUGGUGGUAGCAACAGCACAACUACUCUUAGUAGUUGUGAGAUAUACGA
Messenger RNA from Didymodactylos carnosus, 695 nucleotides. Lineage: Eukaryota; Metazoa; Rotifera; Eurotatoria; Philodinida; Philodinidae. The record is from the annotation of a GenBank genome assembly.